Arachis stenosperma is the source of this 2922-nucleotide messenger RNA. RefSeq lists its product as uncharacterized. Bases 1 to 2922 code for a protein of 973 amino acids. The transcript has 4 exons. NCBI's taxonomy places the organism in Eukaryota, Viridiplantae, Streptophyta, Magnoliopsida, Fabales, Fabaceae. The record is from RefSeq and is a predicted model, not a curated record.
AUGGAUAGAACUUGGAUUGAAAAACCUCGAACAACAAAAGAAUACCAAGACGGCAUAAAUGGAUUCCUUGAUUUUGCUUUUGCGAGAGCGGCCAUUUCGGAUAGAAUAUGUUGUCCAUGUCCACGGUGUGCGUUUGGAAAAUGGCAUAAAAGGGACACAGUUCAGGAUCACUUGCUCUUAAAGCCAUUUCCCAAGAACUAUCUUGUUUGGAAUCGUCAUGGUGAGAUACAACCUGCUGAGCCAAGUAGUAUAGAAGUGCAAGCGACACCAUAUCAAGAGAAUCCAUUAAACACAUUAAUCAAUGAUGUAUUCGGCCACCAUGGGGAUGAAGGUAUAACGGGAGUGAAUGAUGCAGUUAUAGACAAUGGAGGUGAAGACAUCGCAGAUGAAAGAUUACAUGAAGCCUCUUUUGAUGAUGGCAGCGAGUUCAAUGAAUUUGUAAGAGACGGAAAUGAAAAGUUGCAUGAGGGCAGUAAAUGCACAAAGUUGGAGUUUAUAAUCAAAUUGUAUCACAUAAAGGUUUUGUGUAGAAUAAGUGAUAAGGCCAUGACUAUGAUAUUGAAUUUGUUGAGAGAUACAUUUGAUGGAAUACAGUUGCCUUCUAGUUUUUAUUUGGCCAAGCAAGUAAUUUGCAAACUUGGCCUGGAAUAUACUAAGAUAGAUGCUUGCCCAAACGAUUGUAUGUUAUAUCUAGAUGACAAUCCAGAUAACGUACAAGACACAUGCAAGUAUUGCGGUAUAUCUAGAUGGAGCCCUAAGAAAAAAAAGAAAAAGCAAGCUGCAAAAGUUUUGCGAUACUUUCCAUUGAAGCCAAGGUUGAAAAGAUUAUAUAUGUGUAGCAAGACGGCUGAGCACAUGCAAUGGCAUAAUUCUGCAUCUGCAAGAGAUGGAUUACUGAGACAUCCAAGGGACGGCCAAGCGUGGAAGGAUUUUAAUGCGACACACACUUUGUUUGCCGAAGAGCCACGAAAUGUUCGCUUAGGUCUUGCAACUGAUGGUUUUAAUCCCUUUGGAGCCUUGAGUUCUACCAAUAGCGUUUGGCCUGUGUUCCUGAUUCCAUACAAUCUUCUGCCUUGGAUGUGUAUGAAUCACACUUCUUUCAUCUUAUCAAUGAUUAUUCCAGAAAAAAAGUCUCCAGGAAAUAAGAUAGAUGUGUACUUGCAGCCCCUUAUAGAUGAAUUGAAAGAUUUAUGGAACGAUGGUGUGGAGACCUUUGACUCAUCAUCUGGAAACACAUUUAGAAUGCAUGCAGCUCUUAUGUGGACAAUAAGUGAUUUUCCUGGGUUAGGUAUGCUAUCUGGUUGGAACACACACACUGGUUUCGCUUGUCCCACUUGUAACUUUGAUUUUUAUCCUUGUUAUCUCCGUCAUAGUUCUAAAUGGUGCUUCAUGGGUCAUAGACGUUUUUUGGGAAGAAAUCAUAGAUUUAGACUGAAUCGUGUUCGUUUUGACGGAAGCACAGAGGAGCGUGGUCCACCUAAGAAGUUAUCAGGUGUUGACAUUCUUGAACAACAACUGGAUGUUGAAACACGAGAUCAGCAACGAGAAGAAUCUCAUAGUAGUGGGAAGAGACCUCGACGAGAAGUCAAGCAGUGGAACAAGCGAAGCAUUUUCUUUGAUCUUCCGUACUGGAAAACCAAUUUGUUGCGUCAUAAUUUGGACUUUAUGCACAUUGAGAAGAAUGUGUGUGAUAACAUUUUGUAUACUUUGCUUAAUGAUAAAGCAAAAUCAAAGGAUAAUCUCAAGGCACGGAAAGAUUUGAAAGAAAUGGGCAUAAGGCGAGAUCUCUGGCCAAGUGACAAUGGAUCAUAUCAUUUAUCUUUAUUUUCACUAACACGUGAUACCAAGAAGCUAUUUCUUUCAGCUUUGAAGAAUGUUGUGCUACCAGAUGGAUACUCAAGUAACAUUUCGAGAUGUGUUGAUGAAGGACAGAAAAAAAUUUUUGGAUUGAAAAGUCAUGACUGCCAUAUUCUUUUAGAGGAAUUAUUACCAAUAGCAAUUCGUCAUUUACUGUCAGAUCAUGUUACCGCGGUAUUGGUUGAGUUUGGCUCAUUCUUUAAGAUCCUUUGUGGGAAAAGUUUAAGUACUUCUGAACUUGACAAGCUCCAACAACGCAUAGUGAUCAUCCUUUGCCAAUUGGAAAUGUUAUUUCCUCCAUCAUUUUUUACCGUUAUGGUUCACUUGGCAGUCCAUCUAGUAGAGGAAGCAAAGCUCAGAGGUCCAGUGCAUUAUCGAUAUAUGUAUCCUAUUGAGAGGGAGUUAGGUCAUCUAAAAUCCCAUGUACGGAAUAGAGCACAAGCAGAAGCGUCUAUAGCCGAAGGAUAUCUAGCUGAGGAAUGUCUCACUUUUUGUUCUCGCUAUUUUGAGGAUAUAGAGACAAGGUUCAAUAGACCUAGACGUGUAUGUGAUGACCCACUUGACAGGGGAUGCUCAGAAUCUUGCCUCUUUCCGACGGUGGGUAAAGCAGGGAGUUCUGGUACAUUUUUUACUUUAAGUGAAAAGCAAAAGCUACAAGCCCAUAGAUAUGUGUUACUGAAUUGUCAAGCCGUCAAGGAUUAUGUGAAUGAAUUCAGGGAAUACAUAAUAAGAAGCUCAAAGGGAAGGAGAGCGAACUCCACAGACAUAGAGAAGAGAGUGUUUAAGGAUUUUGUUUCGUGGUUUGAAAAACGAAUAAUGAACCCGGAUACCAUAGAACAGCUAUCUACUGACAUAAAAUUUUUAGCACGAGGCCCCUUAUCAAAUGCAACGAGAUAUAGUGCUUAUAAAAUUAAUGGUUGCACAUUUCGAACUGUUGAUCGUGAAGAAGGUUUGAGGACACAGAAUAGUGGAGUAUAUUUAACAUCUACCACACCAUGUGUUGCAAGUCGAGUUGACAGAAAUUUAAGACAAGGUGAUGUACCCUAUUAUGGGAAGUUGGUGUAG